Molecule: messenger RNA, 1045 nt
Organism: Salvelinus sp. IW2-2015
Lineage: Eukaryota; Metazoa; Chordata; Actinopteri; Salmoniformes; Salmonidae
Source: RefSeq, a predicted model, not a curated record
AUGCGCUACGGUCUUGCUGGUUCCAAGGAACCGUUACGCGUGGUAGGGGGUAUGAGGAGCUGUAGCUCGGUGUUUGAUCUGCUGAUGGCGGCGUCCAGGAGACAGGUUCUUUUCUUUCCAGGAGGAGGAGCCAACUACAGUGGUCAAAGUGUAAACCGGGCGGUGGUUGAGAAAACAGGUGAAACAGGUCAACAAGAUGAUAACGAAACAGAGUGGCAUCAGAAUAUUGACACUGUUUUGAGCUGGUUCACCAAAGAAGAUUUUGACUUUGUGACUCUGUACUAUGGAGAGCCUGACAACGUGGGCCAUGCCAAAGGACCAGACCAUCCUGACAGGAAAACCAUAAUAAAGCAGAUUGACCGCACCAUCGGAUACCUGAGGGAGGCCAUCCAGCGAGAUGGUUUGACAGACAACCUGAACAUCAUCAUMACCUCUGACCAUGGCAUGACCACCGUUAAAAAAAGACCUCUUGUAGAUGAGAUAAUCCUCUCUAAAUACCUGAAUUUCUUCAACUUGGUUUAUUUUGAGCUCCUUGACUACGGUGGGUUUGGAAUGAUCACACCGAAGAAAGGAAAGGAACAGCAGGUUUAUGAUGCUCUCAUGAAGGCCCCAAACCUCACAGUCUACAAGAAGGAAGAUAUGCCAGAGAACUUUCAUUUGUCCAAGAAUGACAGAAUGCAGCCUAUUAUUGUCAUUGCUGAUCUAGGUUUCAACUUAAACUCGCGGUUGAUCGUCUACGUAAACAAAGGAGAUCAUGGAUUCCACAUGGACGAAAUGGACAUGAAGACCAUCUUCCGUGCUUUUGGACCAGAUUUCAAGAAGAGUUAUCUGUCCGAGCCCUUUGACAGUGUCCACAUCUACCCUCUAAUGUGCAAGCUGCUGCAGAUAGAUCCAGCCCCUAACAAUGGCUCCCUAUCUGUCACUGAGGGCAUGCUGGUUCAGAACGGUACGGCUGUGAGCUGCUCCUAGAAAGCAUUUUAGUAUCAAAAUGCAUGACAGUGUCUAUGAAUGAAUUGUAAUACAGGAAGAUAUCAACCUUAAUGUG